AGACGGGGCAGAGCUGUGCCAUCUUGGGACCUCCCUCCUGGGAAGCUCCAGGACGGGGGCUGGGCUGGGUGGCGCCCGGCUUGGCAUUUCAGCUUCCUGCCUGGGUUGGCUCCUGGCUCUGGACCUAGAGGAAAUCCUAGGAGGGUCUGGUCCACAGGACACUCCCUGGUCCCCCCCGAGGGGCGGUGGGUGGGAGGCGCGGGCCUCGGCCGGUAGGCUGCAUGGGGCGCUGCAUCGGGCAGCACCGGGGUGGGUGUGCCCUGCCGGGCAGCAGAGCCAAGCCUCUCGGCCAGGGCUGCGCAGAGGGCAGCCAGUCCCUGGGGAAGGUGGGAAGGGGGACCCUGCCUGUCUAAAUCCUAUUGUGAGGGGUUGGGCAGGUGGCCAGGACGUCCCUCCGACGCCCCUGGCUCCAUCCCAGCGCCAAUCCCUCCAUCGGGCCAAAUUCUUGCAUAAGAUGGUAGGGUCACCCCAUUCCUUGUUUCUCUUCUGUGCAGACUCCCAUUCUCCCCAGCCUGCCUGCCAUCUGGCUCUCCCCCAGAGUGGAGAGGAAGUACUGUGUGCUGUGGGUUUGGGGGACCGGAAGCAAGCACUGGUGGUGGAGGAGGGGAGAGGGACAAAAUGCUGGGGUGUCUCCUAUCACCUGCCAACCUCUGCCCACCCAUCUGCCAGCAAGCCUGUGUCUGGCGAGCCGCAGGGACCGUGCUGGGUCAUGACGCUGACCUUGGACGUGGUGGGGCCCGCACCCUGGGGCUUCCGCAUCAGCGGAGGCCGGGACUUCCACACACCUAUCAUGGUGACCAAGGUGACAGAGCGGGGGAAGGCGGAGGCCGCUGACCUCCGGCCCGGCGACAUCAUCGUGGCCAUCAACGGGGAGAGUGCAGAGGGCAUGCUUCAUGCCGAGGCCCAGAGCAAGAUCCGCCAGAGCGCCUCACCCCUGCGGCUGCAGCUGGACCGGUCUCGAGCUGCCUCCCCCGGGCAGGCGAAUGGGGACGGCUCCUUGGAAGUGCUCGCAACCCGCUUCCAGGGCUCCUCCCUGAGGACACAUCGUGACAGCCAGUCCUCCCUGCGGUCUUCCUACUCCAGCUCGGCCUCCCUCAGCCCCCGGCCAGUGAGUCCCUUCACCCCACCGCCUGGCAGCCCACUGACCCCCACUGGGGAGGCGGCAGUUAGCCGCAGUUCCCAGAGUCUCGCUGCGGCUGACCCCUUGACCUACAGAGCCCGCCCUGCCGGCCAGCAGGCCGGCCUGGGCCGCGCUGGCGACUCGGCGGUGCUGGUGUUGCCGUCUUCCCCGGGGCCCCGGUCCUCCAGCCCCAGGCCCAGUGUGGAGCUGGAAGAGGACUCGGAAGUGUACAAGAUGCUGCAGGAGAACCGGGAGGGGCGGGCGGCCCCGCGGCAGUCCAGCUCCUUUCGCCUCCUGCAGGAAGCGCUGGAGGCUGAGGAGAGAGGUGGUGCACCUGCCCUCCUGCCCAGCUCACUGAGCCCUCAGGCCUCCCUGUCUACCUCCAGGGCCCUGGCCACCCCACCCAAGCUCCACACCUGUGAGAAGUGCAGCACAAGCAUCGCGAGCCAGGCCGUGCGCAUCCAGGAGGGGCGGUACCGCCAUCCCAGCUGCUACGCCUGUGCCGACUGCGGCCUCAACCUGAAGAUGCGCGGCCACUUCUGGGUGGGCGACGAGCUGUACUGCGAGAAGCACGCCCGCCAGCGCUACUCCCCGCACGCCGCCCUCAGCUCCCGGGCCUGAGCCCCACCGUGCUGGGCCCGUGGGACGGCCGUGGGGGGGACGAUGGUGGGUGGUGGCUCUUACGUGAACUGUGGAGGCCCCGGGCCCCUUGGUCCUCGCUGGGUGAGGCCACAGACUGGGGUGCGGGUCCUGAGAGCGGCCCUGCCCUGCUUGGCCUUUUCUCCUGCGGGACAGGCCUAAGUGGCCACUGCCUUUGCUACCGGUGUGUACAGGGUGGGGCAAGGUGGAAGUAUCUAGAAGAAGGGUGGGGCCUUGGCUGAUGAUAGUCACGGUGCAAACAUUCUGACAUUUAAGUUCUAUAAAUAUGUAUCCAUAGACAAAAAUCAAGU
This is a messenger RNA of Perognathus longimembris pacificus (Pacific pocket mouse), 2070 nucleotides long. RefSeq names its product PDZ and LIM domain 2 (gene Pdlim2). The coding region runs from base 455 to 1741 and encodes 428 amino acids. Gene Ontology annotation, molecular function: muscle alpha-actinin binding; actin binding. Gene Ontology annotation, biological process: muscle structure development; actin cytoskeleton organization; heart development. Lineage: Eukaryota; Metazoa; Chordata; Mammalia; Rodentia; Heteromyidae. Gene Ontology annotation, cellular component: stress fiber; filamentous actin; adherens junction. The record is from RefSeq and is a predicted model, not a curated record. The transcript has 10 exons.